Molecule: messenger RNA, 1417 nt
Organism: Toxorhynchites rutilus septentrionalis
Lineage: Eukaryota; Metazoa; Arthropoda; Insecta; Diptera; Culicidae
Exons: 4
Coding region: 219-851 (210 amino acids)
Biological process (GO): removal of superoxide radicals
Molecular function (GO): superoxide dismutase activity; copper ion binding
Source: RefSeq, a predicted model, not a curated record
UCUACGUCAGUACACAGGUCUACAAGCUGGAGAUAUAUCAAGAGAUGAGGGAUCAUUGGCCAGUUUAAAUUGAGAGGAUAUUCGUUCGCAGUUCGCCAAUUCAAUUCAUUCGUGAUUCAGACUUUGUGGUGUUCAGUUGUGUACUUUAAUAUUUCUACUCAAUUAGUGUGUUAAGUGUUUAGUUAUAUUGUCUCAUAGACUCGCUGUGUUCAAAAUAAAUGAUGAAGGUGCUAAUUGCUCUAGGGAUUCUUGGAUGCCUCGCUUUGGCGAAUGCUGAGCAAUCAAAAAAGGCGAUAGCAUUCCUGCAAGGUACUUCUGGCGUGUUGGGUAACAUAACACUCUCCCAACCAUCCUGUACCGAGCCCGUGUUCAUAGAAGUGAGCGUCAUUGGACUUACCCCGGGCAAACAUGGAUUCCACAUCCACGAGAAGGGCGAUUUGAGCGACGGUUGCGCCAGCACAGGAGGUCACUACAAUCCAGAUAAGGUGUCUCACGGAGCUCCCGAAGAUCAGGUUCGCCAUGUUGGGGACUUGGGAAAUAUUGUCGCAAAUGAAGCUGGAAUUGCCAAGACGUCAUUCUCGGAUACCGUUGUUUCACUGUUUGGCGCUCGUAGUGUACUCGGACGGGCAAUCGUCGUUCAUUCGGGUGUUGACGACUUGGGAAAAACCAACCAUCCGGAUUCACUGAAGACUGGAAAUGCAGGCGGUCGCGUUGCUUGUGGAGUGAUCGGAGUCCUAUCCCCAUUCGAUGAACCCGAGGAAAUUUGCAGCAGCGGUCAAUCACUGGUUAGGCCGACGUUGCUAGGAAUACUAUCAGCAGCUUUCAUUAUCGUGAGAGCCCUUGAAAACUAAUUCAACAGCCGAGAAAGCCGGAAAAUCAAUCUUCGGAAACAUCAGCGCUGUCUUCGAACAUUUACCACCAUUAAAGCGAAUGACGGGCAGUUCAUUGAACUGUAUAAUAUCCGAAAGUUUUGGUUCCAAAAAGCUACUGCUCUCCAUUCACGAAUACUUUCUGCCCUUUGUCGUCGCACCAAAAUGUCCAAAGCCAAGGAUGAAGUGUUUUUUCGCGUGAAUGAACUAUGUAUAUUAUAUGUACAUACGUAUAGUUAAACCUGAUGCUAUUUGCUUUAUUUUAUUCUAGAGUAUAUAAAACGUUAAAACUGUGAAGGAAAGUCUCUUUGUUGUUUGCUUUUCUUUUCCCGCUAGGAUCACCUGAUGAACUUGAAUCAUUAUUUGAAUUAGCACCCAAAAGAAAUCAUCUAAUCUUGCAAUGGGUUGAGAACUAUGAGAUAUAUGCAUAUAUUUAUUAUAUGUAAAUGUGAGACAGUCAUAUAGCUAGUCAUAUAUAGCCCAUGGCAAUGGGUGACAUUGAAUUGUAUUAAAUAUAAAAAUCAAUAUUAGGCAUUAAAUAUAUGAGC